Caenorhabditis auriculariae is the source of this 309-nucleotide messenger RNA. NCBI's taxonomy places the organism in Eukaryota, Metazoa, Nematoda, Chromadorea, Rhabditida, Rhabditidae. The record is from the annotation of a GenBank genome assembly.
AUGACGAUUGCACCAUUGCAACAAGUCGACUCUUACGUCUACCUUGGCAAAGAAGUCAACAUGUCGAACGAUCUGAGUAUAGAAAUCGGAAGACGCAGAAAAGCCGGCUGGGCGGCCUUCAACAACAUUCGAGAGGUCAUGAUCCAACUGAAAGAUCCCAAAUUACGCGCUCAAAUCUUCGAAGCCUCUGUCAUUCCCGCCUUAACCUACGUGUCCGAAGUUUGGCCAGACACCAAGGGGACAGCCACCGCCCUGUUUACCAGCUACCGUGCGCUCGAAAGAGCUCUUCUCGGCAUCACACGCUACUAA